AGCCUAAAAAUUUAUAAAACCUAAUCGGAUCUCCUCCCUCCUUUAUCCCACCGAUUUAUGCUGUCUCCGCCUCCUUCGGUUAACCGUCGCCGUUUCCCUCUCACAUACAUAGUUUUCAGUUCUCCUUCUCACGGUCUCCAUCUCUUCUCACGAUCUCACACCUAAGUUCUUAGCCUACUCCUCCAGAUAGAUUACAACUUGUUUUGCUCUGAAAUUUCGCCAUGACUUUACUUGAAAUCAUCAAGCAAGCCUCCGCUUGCUCCGAUUCGCUUGAUUUCCAGUCUGACUACCCCAUUCUCCUCAAUCCAGACGAAAUUUUUACCAAUUUGAAAUCCAAAGUUGAUGAACCAGAUCCUAUUUCUCUUGUCAAUCCCGUCAUUGGAUGGCAAGUUUCGGAAAACGAUUGCAAGGUGAUUGACCUGGGGAAAAAAUUCCACGAAAAUCUCAAGCAGAAGCUAAAAAACCGAAGCUUCUCAAAGCCUGAGUUUUUAAACCUUUUGAAUGCUUUUCUUGAAAAAAUGAAGGAAAGGGUCGGAAUUGUAGUUAGUGUUAGUCCAUCAGACAAUUGUUACACUAAGGUUUUGAUUGAGAAACUUGGGUUCCUGAUGAGCAAAGACGUUGGAGACUUGGUUUUCGAUACGUGUAUUGCUUUUGAGGACUGGGAAUUGGUGGAGACUUUUGUUGUUAAUAAGCUUGUUAAACAUGCAUCUUAUUCAACUUUGAUUUUGAAACUUGUGGCGAAGAAGAGGUCAGAUCUACUUUGUCUCUGUAUCAAGCAAGCAUCAGAUUUUGGUCCUGCCGAUUUACACUGCAUUCUGAAGUACUUUCUUUGCCCCUCCAAAGAGGCUUAUGCCAGUAUGUCUAAUGUGAGGAAGGAAUGGGAAGACCAAGCAUUGCUAGCCAUUGAGAAGGCUAGCGAUAAAAAUUUAAAAGGCAAGAAGUCUAAUCUGGCAAAGGAGGCUGCAAUUCAGCUCAUGCUAGCACAUGAUGGAUUCUCAACCCAGGAACUGUGUUUGCAUUAUCUAUUGGCAUCUCCCAAUCUUGAUGAAGUAAUUCUUGCGUCUGCACUCAGUAAGUUGAAUCGCGAAGAGAUGAUUCAUUUGAUUCAGUACCUGGGGAAAUGGUUAAAAAAAUAUGAGAGAUUCCCUCAGGCAGUUUCUUGUCCAAAAGCAUCGAUUGUGUUGGGUUUGAAGGCUUGUGAUUGGGUUCCCAAACUUGAUGAUGUUGUCAGAUAUCUUGGACUACUGUUGGACGAGAACUUUUCCUCGUUGGUGUUGCAUCCAGAUUUUCACGAGGAGCUGAAAAUCAUGGGGGAAUUGGUUAGUUCUCUAGCCAUGGAAUCAAAACUCUGUUGUUUUCUCGCCAAUGCAGCCGAGAAUUUGAGAACAGAAGUGUAGUGUACGUCGUGAGUAGAAAUUGAAUGUAUCUUGUGUUACACCAUGUCUUUUUUUGUUUAUUUGAGCGCAACUAUAUAGCAUCAUUGAAGAAUAUUUGGAGAUUGUUUUUGUAAACGUUUUUUUCCCCCUAGAGAGUAAAAUAGGAAAAACAAUUCGGUUAA
Messenger RNA from Cucumis melo (muskmelon), 1558 nucleotides. RefSeq lists its product as uncharacterized. NCBI's taxonomy places the organism in Eukaryota, Viridiplantae, Streptophyta, Magnoliopsida, Cucurbitales, Cucurbitaceae. The transcript has 2 exons. The record is from RefSeq and is a predicted model, not a curated record. The coding region runs from base 222 to 1397 and encodes 391 amino acids.